GUUCGUCUAUGAUCAUUCUUACUUCGACAUGCAAGAUUCAAGCACCAGCAUCAUAUGCGAAUUCGACUACAACUCGAACGCGCCCAACACUUACACUGUUGUUUGCACCGCCCUCAUAGUGUUGUUCACCUUCCUUCUUGAAUAUGUUGCACAUAGCCACCUGGACUGCUGCAACAUGAUCAACGAUGACGACGACAACAACACACUCAACACAUCUCUAAACACCAGAUCACAUGAGGUAUUGUCACCGACAAUUGUAGACGAGCAACCACGUCCAAGGAUAGCACCUCAAGACGACGAACCUCAAGUCGCCACAUCUCAACCGAUUGCGAGCGAUCAGGUUCCUAAGUCAGCACAAAAGAAGCCACCACCCCUGUCGGACUGCUGCACCUGCUGCCUACCCUAUCCCUCACCGAACAUCCGCGCGAAUCGUCUCAUAGUGGCCGUCUUUCUCUAUGCGGUCACCUUGACUGCUUUCAUCGUACGCAUACACGACAUUAACCAUCCCUAUAUCCGUCCCGAGUGCCAGGGUUACGUUUGGAAGGGUCAGGGCAGCAUCCCAGAACCAAACUGGUGGGCAGUGGCGCUACUCAAUAUUCUACCAUUUAUCGCUGCAAGCUUCAAUCUCGUACGAACGGUUGUUGACUGUUUUCUCGUGCGGUGGGGACAAGCCUUAGUGUAUGACGGGGGCAUCAGUGGGACAUGUACGUGGCCGCCAUGCAUUCCUCUCUUCCUGGUAUAUGUUGUUAUCAAAGGAGUAUUCGCGUGGCCGAUCGCUUGGAUGAUGGGUCGACCGAUGAGCAGUGUAUGGUUGGCGUCUAAGGCCCAGACAAGGAGAAGAGAUGAUAUUGAGAUGCAGGGUGAUGAAACGAGAAGGCUGGUCGACGAUGUAGAUGGAGAGGGAGAGGAAGGAGAAGGAAGCACAGACGGGCCACCUGCCUAUAAUGUAGCAGUACAUCAUCAAACACCACAAGGGCAAGGAGAGGUGAGCAAGGGAGGCGCAACGAUGGCUUGAUCGCAUCAAUACUUUAUUCGGAGCCUCAAAGGGCGUUCGAAGGGUUGUUGUGUUAACUAGCAGGUGGGUGAUGCAAAUACGCCUGAGAGACGACGUUUGAAGCAUUUAUCGCUGCCUUCUGUUGCGGCAAGGGGCCGCUGGUAGGAUACGAUGGAACACUACGCUGAACUGUUAUCUAGUUAGGAGAAGACGACUAUAUACCUGACCUAAAACAUGCUAGUCCAGGAUAGUCUGAUGUGUGCAAUUUCAGGCCUACCGACCUACUGAUACCGUAACACCUCAUCUCUUUCAAAAGUUUGAUCCGUCAGACCAGAAGAGCAUGGCUGUUGAGCGAUAAGAAUCGAAGAAUUCUAGGUGAAUCGAUU
Molecule: messenger RNA, 1380 nt
Organism: Macroventuria anomochaeta
Lineage: Eukaryota; Fungi; Ascomycota; Dothideomycetes; Pleosporales; Didymellaceae
Exons: 1
Coding region: 29-1015 (328 amino acids)
Source: RefSeq, a predicted model, not a curated record